CUCUCAGCCACCGAUUCGAGGCGAGAACUUAGGCCAUGAGCUCCGGCUCCUUCAAAUUCUGAGGUCGAUGUAAUGAGAUGAUCGGCGAUUGCUCGUGGACGCGAGCCGAACGCUUCUGAGCAAUUUCUUCGAUAGAGCCGUUCUCGUACAUUGAGAAAUAUCCGCAUAGAGCGGACAGUCCGACGCAGCUCACUUUAAAAGCCGUAUGACUCCCUUCUUCAUCUUCCCCUAGAUUCCGGGUGCGUCCAAGCUUUCCAUCAUCGCGUCAGCAUCGUUUUACUGCGUUCAAUCUACUACUAGAACUUCAUCUACUUAUUCUCCGUAUCGCAUCAUGUCACGAUCUAAAAUUGCUAUCAUUGGUGCUGGUCCCGCUGGCCUGACGCUAGCGCGCAUCCUGCAUAAGAACAACAUCCUUUGCACUGUGUAUGAAAGCGAUCAGUCCGCCACAUCGCGAACCCAAGGUGGCUCGUUGGAUCUGCACUCGCAUUCUGGGCAAGCGGCGCUCAAAGAAGCCGGUAUCUAUGAUGAAUUUGAAAGACUUGCUCGCUAUGAAGGAGAAGACUUCGUCCUCAAGGACCGCUUCGGAAACAUACAUGUCGAGGUGAAAGACACGCAACGUGGCCGCCCAGAGAUUGAUCGAGUGCAGCUGAGGCAGAUCCUUCUUGAUUCUUUGCCAAAAGACGUGGUCAAAUGGGAUCAUCAUGUGGACAGUGUCGAAAUUGGUGCCAUUCAUUUCCGAAAUCAACCCUCCGCCUCCGGCUUUGAGCUCAUCGUUGGCGCUGAUGGAGCCUGGUCCAAGGUUCGUCCGCUGCUCUCAACCGUCUCUCCGUUCUACUCAGGCAUAUCCGGUAUCGAGCUUCGCCAUCAAGACUUCGACGUCAGGCACCCCGAGCUCGCAGCCAUGGUCGGCAAGGGCUCUCACUUUGUGUUCGGGGAGGACAAGAGAAAGGCCCUGCUCUCCCAGCGCCAGGGCGACGGCUCCCUUCGCACGUAUGCCUUCAUGCACAAGCCCGAGAACUACAUCAAGACCGUCAGUCUCGACCUUUCAGACGGAGAGUCGGUGAAGAAACUUCUCUUGGAGGAGUACAAGGACUUCGCCCCUGAGCUCACUCGGAUCAUCAGAGACUGCGAUGUGGGGAAGGGAGACGAGAUCGUUUCCCGUGCCCUAUACAUGUUGCCAGUCGGUCUGACUUGGCCUACAACGUCAGGGGUAACCGUCAUCGGCGAUGCUGCACACCUCAUGACGCCGUUUACGGGCCAGGGAGUGAACAUGGCCAUGCUCGACGCACUCGAGCUUGGCGUCGCCAUCUGCAAACAGCCAGAUGCGCUCAUGGAAGCAGUCAGGCAGUACGAGCGUAGCAUGUUUCCCCGCGCGGAGCAGUGGACAAGCAGGACGUGGAAGAGCACUCUAUCGCGCUUCGCGCCGGGAGGUCUCAAAGAGUUCCGGGCCAGAAUGAAGACUAUGCUUGAAGAAGCCACAGAGCAAGGAUCCGUGAAGCCGCCAAACGUCAAGAUUUUAGAGGACGAAAUCUAGCGAUCAUGUUCAAAUCAUUGGUCGGUCUGUCAUCCUGAUCCUCUGUGGUAGGGAUAGAUAUCCUUUGGGGAUUUAGACCCUUCAAAUAAUUUCACGCUACCUACCGAGGCGGCGGAUCAGCAAAGCAGUAGAUAGGAUGAUACAAAUGCCGCCGCCGAGAAUAUAGAUCGAGUCGUUCAUAGCCACUCAAAGCUAG
This is a messenger RNA of Verruconis gallopava, 1730 nucleotides long. RefSeq lists its product as uncharacterized. The record is from RefSeq and is a predicted model, not a curated record. The transcript has 2 exons. Gene Ontology annotation, molecular function: FAD binding. NCBI's taxonomy places the organism in Eukaryota, Fungi, Ascomycota, Dothideomycetes, Venturiales, Sympoventuriaceae. The coding region runs from base 332 to 1534 and encodes 400 amino acids.